This is a messenger RNA of Microthlaspi erraticum, 1269 nucleotides long. NCBI's taxonomy places the organism in Eukaryota, Viridiplantae, Streptophyta, Magnoliopsida, Brassicales, Brassicaceae. The record is from the annotation of a GenBank genome assembly.
AUGGAGGAGAUGGGAUUGCCAGAAAGAUUGUUCGAGUCUGGAUUUGAACCUACUGGUAGAAAAAGGGUUCACAGUUAUUUUACUCUUAGAUGGGUUGAGCUUAUUAAACCAGCAAUUGAUCCAGAUUACAUCGACAUGUUGAGUCAAUCACAGUUCAAGAGUUUGAUGAAAAUGGGAGACCAUACUUUUUCUGUAAUGUUUGUCCAUUAUCUCCUUUCAAGACAGUUGGUGACCAAAAAAAAGUAUGAGCUGUGGUGGUUGUUUUCUGGUAAACCGGUGCGUUAUGGUAUAGAUGAGUUUGCUAUUGUGACUGGUUUGAAUUGUGAGGAACCAGAUGUUACCAUUUGUAAGAUAGCGAAGAAAAGCAAAGCGAUUAAAGGAAGGAAAAAGAAAGUUAAUGUGGGGAAAGAAAGAGGUCCUAUGUGGGUUGAAUUGUUCGGAGAAUCUGUUGAUCCCACUGUUUCUUGGAUUCUAGACAGGCGUGAGUCUUUUAUUAUGUCUGUUGAGAGUGCAAAGGCACGUACAGCAUCCCAAUAUGCUCAGAGCACAACCGCUAUUCAAGGAUUUGUGCAUGCUAUUGUACUCGUUGCUGCUUGUUCUUGUCCAGAAAUUGUUAAAUAUGAAGCUGCAGAAGAUUCUUCAUCAGCGGAUGAAGAAAGCAUUGAACAUGUUGUUAAAUUUGUUGUUGAUAGUAGGUUGAUGGUCAAUGUUGUAUCAGCUAAAGCAGUGGAUCAGAGAGGCCAGGCUUCUGUGAGAUCGACACUUAGUGAUUCAAUAAGUGGCAGUAUUUCGAAGAGUGUAUUUGAUGAUGAACAAGAUGAUCCUCAAGUACUGCAUAUGCUUGCUUUGAUUAACGAGGAUUUCCCAUUUGAACAUAAUUCAUGGUGUGGAGGUGUGAAAGCAUGUGAGGCUGUUGAAACGAAGGUUAUAGAUAGUAAUGAUGGUUAUGCAGAGGUAGAAGUGUCUACGGAGAUAUAUACUGCUCAUGCACCAUGUUUAUCAAAGGUUGUUAAUCCUAGUACUAUGUGUACUGCCGUAGCUGAUGAUCGUCUUGGUAAACAUUUCGGAAAAUUAAAGGAUAAUGGAGAUCGAGUAGAAUGUGUUGAUGUUUCUGCUCAGUUAAAAAAUUUAGCUGAUGCAUAUGAAGAUCGGACAGCGGAAAUGUUAAGAGGUGUUUCUGCUAGUUUUGAGUUUGUUGCGCACGUCAUCGAUAAGAUCUCGAAAGUUGAGACCAUCUUUGAGAACGACUGUGGCAAAACCUUCUACUGA